Archocentrus centrarchus (flier cichlid) is the source of this 2225-nucleotide messenger RNA. RefSeq lists its product as uncharacterized. NCBI's taxonomy places the organism in Eukaryota, Metazoa, Chordata, Actinopteri, Cichliformes, Cichlidae. Bases 319 to 1689 code for a protein of 456 amino acids. The record is from RefSeq and is a predicted model, not a curated record. The transcript has 9 exons.
GAGUAGGAGAAAGCAGGAAGUGUGGCUCUGCUCUGAGGGCAGAGGGGAACCAUCAGCUGUCACCCCCCUUAUAGACACAUCAGUACAGACUGAUGUGACAGCUGGAGUCACAACAGCUGAUUAGUCGUUCCUGUCUCACUGAAGACAGCUAGAAUUAAACCUGCUCAAGCGCAUGCGCAAUUCAUACAUCGUCUCCACGGAUGAGCCUGAUCGCAAGAAGACAGUAGGACCUGUUUAAGGUGGUAUCUGCAGUUGGUUGGGAUAAAUCCGGGACUGGAACACCGGAAACACGCCCUCUGCAGGAGGAACCGAGGAACAAUGUCAGCGAUUUCAGAGGACGAGUGGAAAACGGCUCUGACUGAAAUCCUCGCGAAGCUGGAAGACAAAGAGUACGACAAGAUGUGGGAUUUUAUCUCAGAAAUCCCCAAACAGAGGAAGACCGCCAAAUUAAAAAAAGAGAUGCCCCAAAGAAUCAUUAAGCAAUAUGGAGUGGAAAAAUCUAUCCAGAAAAUCAGGAAAGCCAUGGAUCGGCUUCCCAGGAAGGACCCUGCAGUCCAGGACCUGCUGCGCCCCUUUGUGGACAAACUGAAGAUCAAACAGGACACGGAGAAAAAAGGAAAGAGGAAACGCACUGAAACUGAUUCAAAGCCUGAAGCUGGGAGGAGCAGCACUGCGAGCGCUUCUUCAGAUGAAGAGCAAGAAGCUGAAGAUAAAAAUGAUGAUGAACCGCAGAGCUCUCAGCCUCAAAAGGAGAGAAGAAGCCAGCUGUGGAGAAAAUCCAUCCAUGAUCUAAAGAUCGUUGGUCAACUUGGAAACAAAGCCAUUGCAGGCAAAGUGGUGCAGAAAUCUGGUCUGCGUACAUAUCAAACCAAAAACAAGGAGGAAAAGUUUUUCUUCUACCUCGGGGUGGCUGAUGAAACCAGCAGCAUUAAAGUGAUGGUGUAUGGAAGAGAGCGCUAUCAGGUUUUCAGUGAGGGGAGCUGCUACCUGUUCAGAGACGUCAUCAUGGAGGAAGAUCUCAUGAAAGUGACCAAAAUGAGCAACAUAUCAAAGGCUGCACCUCUCCAUGUCCCUGAGAAUCUGGAGAUGGAAGCUCGGACGCUCGUUGAUUCCCAGAUCCCAGUUUGCUCCAUCGCACAGGCUGAAAGGUCAGAAGAGAAGACCUCAGUGAGUGUUGAAGGAACCAUAACAGAGAUCGGAUCAGUUGAAAACAUCAAGCUGAAGGCCAAACGGGGAAAGAAGGACAAGCAAGAGUUCAAACUUGAAGAUGGAACAGGUUCCAUCAGGGUCACGCUGUGGGGUGACGACAUCAAGCAUCUCAGAGGAAUAUCACAUGGAGACGUUGCCAGGGUGACCAACGUAAAGACCAGUCGCUUCGGUGAUUCAGUGUCGCUGAACUCGACGGAUUCCACCAAAAUACUGAAGGUUCAAAGUGCUGCGGUCCAGAACGUCACCAUCGAGAUCAUCGGGAUCACAAAAGCCAGCGGGACGCAGACGGAGCUGGAAGCAGAGAUCAGCUGUAACAAUGAAGUGCAGCGAUUUGUGGUGGAUUCGUCACUGCUGGCAGGCGUGGUUGGAGUCAAACUGAAGGGCGACUUUGAGGAAAGGCUCCUGAGCAAACUGCCGUUCUCAGCUGAUGUAGAAAUCGAAGGAAACAAGAUCAAUAAAAUUACAGCCACCAAAGAGUGAAGAUGAUUUCCACUGUUCACUCCAUGAAUCUGGACUGGAUUCAUUUAUUUUACUUUAACAAAAAUAAUUUUUUUAACAACUAUUUUUAAUAUGAUCAUUAAAUCUGUGAGUUACAGCAGUGAAAAUGUCUGAUUACACAGUGUGAGUUAUUUUAUUCUGAUUUAUUCUCUGUUGUGUUUGAGCUGAAUAUUCAUAAUCAUUCCCAGUCCUGGAAGUUCAGGAAUUCUUGUGAUCGAAUCAUCAGGUCUGGAAAUUAAGCUUAAUAAAUAAAUGUUUACACAGUUCUGCAGGGACUACAUUCAUCUGACAGAAAGAAAAAAUGAUUCAUGGUUUUAUCCUGUAUUAUUGUGGGCUGGGGAGCAUGGACAGGAUCAGUAACUGUACUCAUUAACCUACAUUAAAUCACAGAUUUAAGCUAUUGAAGUGUUUCUGUGUUGUUACUUUCUGCGUUUUGGAUACAAAUAUUCUUAAGUUAUUUUGCAGAGUUUAAAAUAUAAAUCUGCUAAUGUUUGUUGCUGCAUUAAUACAAAUAAAGU